Messenger RNA from Symbiodinium sp. CCMP2592, 2028 nucleotides. Lineage: Eukaryota; Dinophyceae; Suessiales; Symbiodiniaceae. The record is from the annotation of a GenBank genome assembly.
AUGCAGGAAGUGGAGCUCGAUACAAUCGCCUUGAGUUCUGCGAUCUCCGCCUGCGGGGGGAUUGCUUUCUGGGCUCAUGGCUUGGCCUUGCUGGAGGACAUUGAGUCACGCUGCUUGGAGGCCGAUGUCGUGGCUGUGAAUGCAGCGGUGAGCGGCUGUGAGAAGGCUGGAGAGUGGCUCCAGGCGCUGGGCCUUCUGGCUUGCCUCGAGAGGACGAACCUGGAGUUGGAUGUGAUCUCCUUCAACUCGGCCAUCAGUGCCUGUGAAAAAGCAGGCGAGUGGGAAGCCGCGUUGCGGUUGUUGGAGGAUCUAGAUGCAUGCGGAAUUCGACCAGAUGUGGUGGCCUUUAGUGCGGCCAUCAGUGCAUGUGAGAAGGCCCGUGAGUGGAAGCAAGCACUGGCACUGCUUGACGCGCUUCAUUCACGCCGCCUCCGAGCAAACAUCAUCACCUACAGUGCCGCCAUCAGCGCCUGUGAGAAAGCAGGGGAGUGGGAGGCGGCUCUUCAGAAGUUGAGGGAGCUCCGGGGAAGAGAGCUCCAGCCAAAUCUGAUCACAUACACCGCCCUUUUGGGAGCUUGUGCCUUUGCAGAGCAACUGGGGAUGGCGUUAGCUCUGCUCAAGGAGCUCCGCACGGAGAAUUUGCAACCCAGCAUCAGGACCUACCAAGGGGUCCUCAGCCUUUGCGGUCGCACUGGGGAGUGGCCGACCGCAUCAGAACUUCUUUUUGGACUUCGUUCUGCGGGGAUGGCCUUAGAUGCAACGGCGCUGAGUGCAGUUGUCGCAAGUUGUGGUAGGUUGUGGCAGAGAGCCCUAGCGCUUCUCUCUGAAGGUUUGCUGGCUCGCGAGGCACAAAGUGUCGUCGCUUUCAAUGCAGCCCUGAGCUCUUGCGAGAAAGCCUCGCAGUGGCACUGGGCACUGCAUCUUUUCCACAACGACAUGGCGGCUGCCGCAGUGCUUCCUGAUACUAUCUCCUGCAAUGCUCUUCUCAGCGCUUGCGGGAAUGCCGGGGAGUGGCAGCAGUCUCUGGCAGCUUUUGAUGCCCUGACAAGAUCUCUCCUAGAGCCGACCAGCAUCACCUACAACGCGGCCAUCAGCGCGCAGGAGAAGUCCGAAAACUGGGAACGAGCUUUGGCCCUCUUUCAAUCGGCGAAGCUUCAGCAGCUGCAGGCCACAGCCGUGACCUUCAACGCUUCCAUCAGCGCAUGCGAGAAGGCCUCAAAGUGGCAGCAUGCGGUGGAUCUUCUCAGAGAUCUUGAAGACUCCCUGGGCGAGCCCAACACGAUCACCUUCAGCGCAGUGAUCAGUGCAUGCCAAAAGUGCGAUCUUUGGGAACGGGCACUCGAUCUCCUAAGGGAGGUGGAUGUCAGAGAUGUUGAGCCCAGCAUCGUGACCUACAGCGCAGUGAUCAGCGCCUGCGAAACAUGCGUGGACUGGUGGCGCAGCCUCUGUUUGCUGAAGGAGCUCGAGGAAAGAGAGCUGCAGCCCAACUCCAUCACGUACGGCGCCGUGAUCGCAGCUUGUGCCUGCAGGGGCCACUGGGAGGCAGCAGUGGCUGCAUUGGCUGAGCUGCUGCGAAAUCAUCUCCAGGUGGACAGGAUCGCCCUUAAUGGGGUCCUGACGGCCUGCGAGAAAUCGUCAUUUUGGAGGCAAGCCCUGGGCGCCUUGCAGCACUUCUCCAGCUUUGCACUGCGGGCCGAUGAGGUCACUUUCAACGUGGCUUUGAGUGCCUGUGAGAAAGCAAGCCGCUGGCGUGGGACUGUGGAGCUCCUCGCGGACCUCGCAAGGAAGGCAGUGGAAGCAAAUGUCAUCAGCUGCUGCGUGACCCUGAGCUCCUGUCACGCUGCUGGUGCCUGGCCCAUGGCAUUGCGCUGCCUGGCUGCGGCGACAGACAGUGGCCCUGACGUCGUGACUUUGUCGCUUUCCCUUGCCAUGACGGAGAAGAUGCCCGACGGCCUGCAAGAUGCACCGGGAAUUCUUGCCAACCUCACCGGGACAUGCAUCCGUCACCUUUGGUCGCUUGCGGUGUAG